Molecule: messenger RNA, 1488 nt
Organism: Diutina rugosa
Lineage: Eukaryota; Fungi; Ascomycota; Pichiomycetes; Serinales; Debaryomycetaceae
Gene: SPT14
Product: phosphatidylinositol N-acetylglucosaminyltransferase
Exons: 1
Coding region: 1-1488 (495 amino acids)
Biological process (GO): GPI anchor biosynthetic process
Cellular component (GO): glycosylphosphatidylinositol-N-acetylglucosaminyltransferase (GPI-GnT) complex
Molecular function (GO): phosphatidylinositol N-acetylglucosaminyltransferase activity
Source: RefSeq, a predicted model, not a curated record
AUGGGGUACAAUAUAGCGAUGGUGACGGACUUCUUCUACCCGCAGCCAGGGGGAGUCGAGUUCCACGUGUACGAUCUCCUGCAAAAGUUGAUCGAUAUGGGCCACAGUGUCGUCGUGGUCACCCACGACUAUGGCAACCGCCAAGGGGUCCGAUAUUUGACCAAUGGCCUCAAAGUGUACUACAUUCCGUUUAUGGUGAUUGACCGCCUGGCGUGUUUCCCCACCGUGUUCCUGGCAUUCCCUAUAUUACGCAAUAUUUUCAUUCGAGAGGAGAUCGAGAUCAUUCAUGCCCACGGUACGUUUCUGGCCUUGGGCCACGAAGCGAUAUUACACGGUCGAACGAUGGGGAUGAAAACGGUGUUUACCGACCAUCUGUUAUUUGGCUUUGCUAAUAUCGGGCUGAUUUUGGGUAAUAAACUUGUGAAAUUUACCCUCAAUGAUGUUGGUGCCGUGAUCUGUGUGUCUCAUACGUGUAAGGAGAAUACGGUACUUCGAGCACGGCUCGACCCGAAUAAGGUACUGGUGAUCCCUAAUGCCGUGAUUCUGGAAGAUUUCCGCCCCUCACCUCAGAUUAAACUGAUGGAACGAAUCGUGAUUGUCGUGAUCUCACGAUUAUACCCAAAUAAAGGGGCUGACUUACUCACCGCCAUCAUCCCCCGCAUCUGUGCCGCCAAGCCCGAGGUCGACUUUCUCAUUGCUGGCGAUGGACCGAAGUUUUUGGACUUGGAGCAGAUGCGGGAACGCCACGAGCUCCAGGAGCGAGUGACGCUUUUGGGAGCAGUUCGUCAUGACCAGGUGAGGGAUGUGAUGAUUAGAGGCCACAUAUAUCUCCAUCCCUCGUUGACAGAAGCGUUUGGUACCGUCAUUGUUGAAGCGGCACUGUGUAACUUAUUUGUGGUUACCACUAAUGUGGGCGGUAUUCCUGAGGUUCUCCCCAGUCAUAUGACCCGAUUUGCUCGUCCGGAAGAGGAUGAUCUCGUUGAGGCAGCGCUCGAGCUGAUUGAUCGUAUCAGUAAUGGCGACAUCGAUACGCUGAAAUUCCACGAUGAAGUGGCGACGAUGUACGCCUGGGAUAACAUUGCUUAUCGUACCGAGAAAGUGUACGAUCUGCUUGACCUCAGUAAGCUCAAUCAAUCGCAGUGGAUCCGCAUUUCCAAGUUCUACAACUUUGGUGUGCUUGCGGGUAAAUUAUUUGUCCUCUGCGUGGUGGUGGACAUUUUCAUCUUAAUGUGGCUUGAGUGGUGGUACCCUGCGAGCCACAUUGAUAUAGCGACUAAGUGGCCCCGCAAACAACCCCCACACAAGCUGAAGAUUGCUUCCCCAACCCCAGUGAGUGUUAACGCCAAGAAGUCUAUGGCAAAUGGCAGUGUACACGAAAUUCAUACAGACGUUGAUUCAGACCAGCGACCUCCUCAGUUGGUGGUGGAGGAAGUCAACGGCUCUUUACACCCUACGCUUUCUGGCAAAGCGACCCCCCCUCAUUCAUAA